Messenger RNA from Manihot esculenta (cassava), 563 nucleotides. RefSeq lists its product as uncharacterized. Lineage: Eukaryota; Viridiplantae; Streptophyta; Magnoliopsida; Malpighiales; Euphorbiaceae. The record is from RefSeq and is a predicted model, not a curated record. The transcript is spliced from 2 exons. Bases 87 to 431 code for a protein of 114 amino acids.
ACUACAAAACCCUAGAGCCCCCAAUAGCGAAACUGAAAAAACCUGAGCAAGAGGGCGAAACAAGCAGCCCAAAGUAAAGCUUAAGCAUGGCAAAGUCAUUGAGAUCGAAGAGAGAGAAGCGACUAAGAGCCAUAAGGAGAGACCUGGUAGAGCCCUUAUACGAGAAAAAAGAUGUAGCCAAGCUCGCUGCUCUAGAAGCUGCUCUUGCUGCUCCCAAACUGCCCGUUAAAUCUUCUCCUUUCGCUUCCACUUCUUCUUCUUCCAUGGAGACAACCACUACUGCCUCAAAUACCAACAUGGAUGUGGAAAUGGCUGAUGACAGUCAAACCAGGAGUACAUUGAAGCCCAUAGGGAAGAAGCUAAAAAAGAAAUUCAAGCUGGGAAAGAACAAGCGUGGCGGUAAGGGGAAGAUCAGGAGGAAGCAUAUUUAAUUCUGUAAACUGAUAAAGGAUCAUGUGUUUAUUUUCUAAUAUUUGCUUGACCUGGUGAAAUGAUAGUUUUUAGGUUGGAAACUACUUUGUUACAUUCUGAUUAUAUUUUUCAGUCUAAAAAAUUUUUGAUCA